CGAAACGUCGCUUAUUGUACAUUCUAGUUGUUUUUAUUGUUACUUUAAAGCCACGGUGUGAUUGACGACUGUGUGUUGAGGUCUUUAAUGUUUAAUAGCGAUCGUAAGGAGGUCGAUGCGGAAGCGGAAGUGGACAGUACUCACAACAACGUGCGUAACACGUGGCCGCCGGCAACACGUGCUCGAGUGAUUGGUGGUGGUGGUGGCACUUGCUGCCUUAAUUGAUUUGGUGGGUGGGUGGGUGAGGUGUGGACAGGGUAGUGGCGGCGAUUGCUUGACCGCUUAAUUCUCUCGUACAAAAGUUAUCGAUCGAUCGGCUUGUACGACUGUAGUAGCGAUGGACCUUUCGCCCAGAGAUGGAGCGCGUUUUCGUGAGCGCUCCUACUGGGACGAACGCUACUCGAACGGCGAGGAGGUGGUGGUGAAGGAGGGCGAGCAACGUGAGUGGUUCGGAGCUUACGCGGCACUCAAAGAAGCGCUACCCGAAGAUCUUGACCGGAGCGGAGCCAUCCUGGAGCUAGGUUGUGGAUCGAGCCGUCUCAGCUCCGACCUCCUGGCCGACGGCUUCGCCUGCGUCACGGCCGCCGACUUCUCCCCGGCGUGCCUGGCGGCCGCGUCGGCGGCGGCCACGGCUCGGCGGCCCCCGGCGGCCCCCCGGCCGCUGUGGCUGGCGCUGGACGCGCGGAGGCUGCCCCUGCGGGCGGCGCUGUUCGACGCGGUCAUCGAGAAGGGCAUGCUGGACGCGCUGCUGGCGGGCGAGCGCGACCCCUGGCGCGUGUCGAAGGCGGCGCGGCGGCAGGUGGGCCUCGUGCUCGACGAGGUGUCGCGCGUCCUGCGCCCGGGCGGCCACUUCGUGUCGGUGACGUUCGCCCACCCGCAUGUGCGCUCGCCGCUGUACGCGCGGCGCCGCUACGGAUGGCGCGUGCGGCACCGCACGUACGGGGAGACCUUCCACUACCACGUGUACGUGAUGACGAGGGGCCACGGCGAGCCGCCCGGAGAUGAUGACGACGACGACGAUGAAGACGAAGAUGAUGAGGAUGAUGAUGCGGCUCCGCCCGUCAUGCUUGAGUACGACGAGCGAGAAGACUUCCUCAACGCCAUCGAUCUGUCAACGUUCCUUUGACCUUCGUUGACCCUUUGGCCGGUCCCACAACAGCGCGCAAGUUUUUAGGAGGUCGCGUUGGCAAGGUCGCCGAGUGCGAGCUCCACGUGGAUAUUUACACUCGCGCUCGGUUCACUUUGCAAGCGAAAGGGAAAAUAUCACUCGAGAUGUUUCGUGAAUGUUUGUCUUUUGGACUUCUUUCGCACCGUACGUAGCCAACGGCGCUAAUCGGAGGUGCGGUGCAAGGACAAUAAACUAACACAGGAAGGAAAUUAGUUUUUAAUCGGGCGACCUAACGUAUUCUCCAGUUUGGGGUGGCUGCGUCCGAUAUUGUGAAGAACGCAAGACGAGACUCAAAGUCUUCGGGAAAGACUUUGAGACUCGUCUUGCUGUUCGCAAUCGUCUUCCCGAAACACAUCUCAUCCAGCGUUUUAAAGCACCGUGUCCGUAACCAUCUCCUGGGAAGACGGCUCCCCGUUGCAGUGCCGUAUUCUCCCGAUGAUGAAGCAGGGGUUUUAAAUAAAAAAAUAAAAAUUCGCCACAAAGUUUGGAGUGCGUCUUACUCUCUGGAGCCUCUUGUAAUUUGCAGAUGAUGGUAGCUCUGCACCAGGGAAUUCCUCCUCCUCCAUCCAAGAGGUCUCUCUCCCCCUCUACUCCUCCUCCAUCCAAGGGUUCUCCCUGCUCCUCCACGCAGAGCAGAGGGCCUUCCCGCCUCAUCCUCCACGCAGGGAAUCUCCCUCUCAGGGGAGUACCCACACUUUACCCCUCCACACGUGGGCCUGCCGAUAAUUAUCUCGGAGAGAUUUAUGUGAAAUCAACAUUUCAACGAAUGCCCGGAACUUCCUCGCCUGAUAUACAGGAAGUCGUGGGUUCGAUCCUGACCCUGACGCCUGCUGUAUAUGUGGAGUUUGCAUGCCUCUCUCCGUGGUGAGAUGUUAACUACCUCGCAUGGUAUUCAGGAGGUCGUGGGUUCGAUCCUGACCCUGAUGCCUGCUGUAUAUGUGGAGUUUGCAUGCCUCUCUCUCCAUGGUGAGAUGUUAACUACCUCGCCUGGUAUUCAGGAGGUCGUGAGUUCGAUCCUGACCCUGACGCCUGCUGUAUAUGUGGAAUUUGCAUGCCUCUCUCCGUGGUGAGAUGUUAACUACCUCGCAUGGUAUUCAGGAGGUCGUGGGUUCGAUCCUGACCCUGAUGCCUGCUGUAUAUGUGGAAUUUGCAUGCCUCUCUCCGUGGUGAAAUGUUAACUACCUCGCCUGGUAUUCAGCAGGUCGUAGGUUCCAUUCUGACUCUGACGCCUGCUGUAUAUCCCCUUGGUUGCAUCGAUUUUUUUCCAGGUCCUCCGGUUUUUCCCUCCACAUUUAGAAUGAACAUCAUGAUUAUUAAUGAGGGGCGGGUCCAUGUGGAGGACGUAACCUGUUCAUGAUUAUUAAUGUGGGGGGGGGCUGGUCGACGUGAGAGUGACGUCACGCGCGUUACACACUGACAUUCUUGGGUAAAUAUAGCAACAAGUGAUAAACAAACAAUAGACGAAGGAGGUCCCAUGAUGUAGCUUGCUCACCCUGAGCUCUCAUUACUCUGGUAGUGCGUUGUCUUUGAACUGUGCGCCUUUUGGCGUCAUCUGGUCGAACACCAUAUGAGACUAGGCUCUAAAGAAAGCUGUCUCUGGUGUGGACCAAUCCGUUUCAAAUACUAUGCAUAAAUUAUCAGAGUAUUGUUUUUUGUUUGCAUUUGACUGCAAGUAUUGUGGUUAAUGUAAGCAUGAUUCCUUGCAAACGGUGUCAGUUUUUGUUGCCAGAAAAAAGGGGAAAACCCCUAUUAGUAUAUUUUGGUACUGGCAAAGGAGGUCCCAUGAUG
Molecule: messenger RNA, 2956 nt
Organism: Lethenteron reissneri (Far Eastern brook lamprey)
Lineage: Eukaryota; Metazoa; Chordata; Hyperoartia; Petromyzontiformes; Petromyzontidae
Gene: EEF1AKMT4
Product: EEF1A lysine methyltransferase 4
Molecular function (GO): S-adenosylmethionine-dependent methyltransferase activity
Source: RefSeq, a predicted model, not a curated record